UCAAGCCCCGAUAAAAAGACGCGUCUCUUGAACUUGUGGGUCAUUCGCAAAUUGAGAUUUACGCGAUCAAGACGAUGCUCCGCCUUGGGUUGUUGCCCUUUUUGGUGGUCGCCGCCGUCCUGGCCAACGACCCCAAGCAAAUCGACCAACCUUCCAAGAAUGAAGAAACGGAGUUUCAAAAAGGACUCAUGACGAGUGUUGAAGCAACAAACGAGAACCUCAAACGAUUGGCCAAACUCUUCUACGAACAGAUGGGGGAGAUGAAAAAACUGGCUGAGGAGCAGGAGAAAAAUUUCAACGCGACAAACCAGAGACUGGACGAAAUGGCGCAACUCUCAGACGAUCGACACAGACAGGGGACGGAGGAAUUGAAAAAUCAUGCCAAUGAGACGGACCGGAAGUUAAAUGAUUUGGAUAGGCUCGUUAAGCAGAGCCUUGAAAACGUCAAGCACGUUGAUCAAAAGCUGGACGAAAGUGCAGCCCUUGCUAAGCGUCAAAAUCAGCACUUUGAUCGCCGAUUCUCGUCAAAUUGCAACCUCGCCCGAUCGGCCUCAUUGACUCAGCUGUCGAAUGGAAAACAGUACUUGUUUUUAACAACGGGGGGAAAUUGGACUCAGGUCAGGGAUAGAUGCGCCGAGAAAGGUCUACAAAUGAUAACCCUGAAAAACAUGAACGACCACAACUUGGUUUGGCAGAAGAUCAAGGAAUUGCUUGGUGAAUCUUACUAUUGGGUGUCAGCCAGGAACACCGGGAACAGCGGUCAAAUGGACUACCGUUGGCACGAUGGCUCCAAGUUGGAGCUAAACAGCGAUUUGUGGAAGGACAAUGCUAACAAGACGCUUGGGUGCGUCGAAAUGAAGUAUGGUUCCAAUAAUGGCAAACUGAGCGGCGAGACGUGCAAUUAUAGUGGAAGCAAAUCAGUCUGCGAGUUACCAAGUGAAUGCUACUGACAAAUCCCAUCGUGGCAUUAAGAAAUUUGUUCAUAAUAAAUUGAAGAGGCAAAGAGGCAUAAAAAUACCUAUCAAAAAUUGUGCUUUGA
Messenger RNA from Neocloeon triangulifer, 1039 nucleotides. RefSeq lists its product as uncharacterized. Bases 75 to 950 code for a protein of 291 amino acids. The transcript is spliced from 9 exons. The record is from RefSeq and is a predicted model, not a curated record. Lineage: Eukaryota; Metazoa; Arthropoda; Insecta; Ephemeroptera; Baetidae.